This is a messenger RNA of Capsaspora owczarzaki ATCC 30864, 755 nucleotides long. Its product is annotated as 60S ribosomal protein L26. Lineage: Eukaryota; Filasterea; Ministeriida; Capsasporidae. The record is from RefSeq and is a predicted model, not a curated record. Gene Ontology annotation, biological process: ribosomal large subunit biogenesis; cytoplasmic translation. The transcript has 2 exons. Gene Ontology annotation, cellular component: cytosolic large ribosomal subunit; ribosome. Gene Ontology annotation, molecular function: structural constituent of ribosome; RNA binding. Bases 41 to 463 code for a protein of 140 amino acids.
CAAGCGAGCUCACUCUCUCCACUUUUCCGCCCCAGAAGCCAUGAAGUUCAACCCCGACGUCAGCUCAUCGCGCCGCAAGAGCCGCAAGGCCCACUUUGCCGCCCCGUCGUCGGUCCGCCGCAUCCUCAUGAGCGCCCCCCUCUCGAAGGAGCUCCGCACCAAGCACGGCAUCCGCUCGCUCCCCAUCCGCAAGGACGACGAGGUGACUGUUGUCCGUGGCUCGCACAAGCAGACCACCGGCAAGGUCUCUGCCGUCUACCGUCGCAAGUGGGUCAUCCACCUCGACUCGCUCAACCGCGAGAAGCCCAACGGUGGCACGGUCGCUGUCGGCCUUGACCCCUCCAAGGUUGUGAUCACCAAGAUCAAGACCGACGCCAACCGCCGUGCUCUCCUCGAGCGCAAGGCCAAGCACGCCGCCGCCGCCAAGGGCAAGCACACUCAGGCCUCCGUUGCCAGCCAGUAAACAACCCCCCCCCCCACACAAUAAUCACCAGGCGCGGGGUGCGCGGGGUUGCUGUGGAUCAAAGCAAAUCGCACGGCAGCGCUAAAGCGAACAAGGAGGCUUUUUUUUUAUUUUCUCGAUUUUUUUUCAAAGGUUUGCCUUCUUGGCCUUCACUGUCCCGGGGGUGUCCUGCCGAUGAUUGAAAAAUGACAGAAACAAACUCUCCCUGCUUGUCGCUUUUAGUGUCGUUCCUUGCUUUAUCUGCUGUGCUCCAAACUUCUUGUGUCGAAUGCUAACGUUCCUUUUCCCCAUG